CACGUGGAUCGGUUGCCAGACAGUCGAGCGUCGUCGGUGCCGUUUCUACUGCCACCACCACUCGAUCUACCGCGACCAUUCGUUGCCUGUCCAAGUCGUGCCUCGUUUACCACACGGGUUAAGCCUGCACACCACCACUUGUAUUAUAUCCACAAAGGCAUAACACACACAAGAAUUCAUAUACGAUUAUAUUCAUAUAAGAUUCAAGAGUAUUGAACGGUCUGCAAACGGACUUCAAAGUCCGAUCGUCCGCGACCGCUGCAAAUCGCGCGGAGGACAUGGACAAGAGAGAAGAACAGAAAAAUACGUCCGAGGCUGUCGCAAACCGCGCAGUGGAUGAAUGCGGAUCACCACCUGCUGACAAAAGCGGUGCACUUGACCGCAGUUCAUCCACAGCCAUCGCAGAUAAUAAGGUGGAAAAGCGAGGGACAACCGGAGACGGCGGACCGGAAGUAAAUGACGAGAACGUAAAUGAUUCGGACAUGCCGCUGGACGAGGUGGACGGCGUAAUGCUUAGCGAAGGGAAGAGCAAGAUAUUUCGGCUAGAAGGUGCGGUUUAUUCAAUUGGUUUAUCGGAUGAUUAUAACGAAAAACUAUAAAUACACAGUUAAUCAUCACCAUUCAAACAACACUAUCUAAAAUUUAUUAAACAGUUUAUUUUAUAAAUAAAAAAUAUAGAUUAUAAUUAGAGCUUUUUCAAUUUAUAUAAUAUAACAGUUAAGAGCAUCAAAAAAACAAUAUUAUCUUUUCAGAUGAAUUAAAAUAAUUAUAAAAUAAUUGUUUCAAUAAAAUCAAAUGUGUUUAUAUAUUAUUUAACAAAGGUAUAGUAACAUGUAUGGUAUAUACUUCAUCCUUUUUAUUUUGACGGGUUAUACAUAGGAGAUAUACGAAGAAAUUGUUCAAAAAAAAAUAACUAAAAUGUAUUAAAAUGGUAUACAAGUACCUAUAAAAUGGUAUAUGUGGGAAUGCACUAUAACUUUUUUGUACUAUAAAAAUAUAUAACGCAACAUGAAAUAACUGUUUUUCUGCGUAGCUGACUAGAAAAUAAU
Aphis gossypii (cotton aphid) is the source of this 1049-nucleotide messenger RNA. RefSeq lists its product as uncharacterized. The transcript is spliced from 2 exons. The record is from RefSeq and is a predicted model, not a curated record. NCBI's taxonomy places the organism in Eukaryota, Metazoa, Arthropoda, Insecta, Hemiptera, Aphididae. Bases 279 to 599 code for a protein of 106 amino acids.